CGGCUCUCACCCGAAAGACCCGGGUUCAAGUCCCGGCAACGGAAUUUUUUGUUUCCAAUUUUUUUAUUCCUUCUUCAAAUUUGAAAGUUGAGAAUUCAAAUUCCCAGAAUUACAAAUUUGGAACGUCAUGCUCUUCUCAAUUUCUUGAGAGAGACCAUGAGAUGUCUUAGAAGAGCACAGCCCUCACUGCUGCUCAAAACUUUCCCCAAUGCCAAAAACCAAAGCUCUUCCCUCUCCACCAUCACAAUCCAAAACCCACAACCCAAUCAAAACAACCACCCCAUUCCUCCACACAAAACCCACUUGGUUUCCACCAGUAACAUGACCCAGAAACUCACACCAACCCAAUUUUGUAAUGACUCUACACACUUUGAUCCCCACCAAUUUCGCAAUGUCAUUGCGUCGAACAAGUUGAUCACCAGCUACAUUCGUUCCGGGGAUUUAGAUUCUGCACUUAAGGUGUUUGAGAAAAUGACUGUUAGAACCACAACUAGUUGGAAUUCGAUUUUAGCCGGGUAUGCGAAAAUUCCCGGGAAAGUGAAAGAAGCCCGCCAACUGUUUGAUAAAAUUCCUCAACCAGACACUUGCUCAUAUAAUAGUAUGCUGGCUUGUUAUUUACGUAAUCUUGGUGUUGGCUCUGCUGUGGAGUUCUUUGAUUUGAUGCCUGUUAAGGACAUUGCAUCUUGGAAUACCAUGAUAUCGGGUUUUGCUCAGAAUGGGGAGAUGAGGGAAGCACAGAAGUUGUUUUUGUUGAUGCCUGAGAAGAACAGUGUCUCGUGGAGUGCGUUGGUUUCGGGGUAUGUGAAAUGUGGGGAUUUGGACUCGGCGGUGAAGUGGUUUGAGGUUGCACCGGUUAAGAGUGUUGUGGCGUGGACGGCUAUGGUUACUGGGUAUAUGAAGUUUGGGAAGAUUGGUGUAGCAGAGAAGUUGUUUAGAGAGAUGCCUGAGAAAAAUCUAGUAACAUGGAAUGCUAUGGUUGCAGGGUAUGUGGAAAACUGUCAAGCUGAAGAGGGUUUGAAGCUUUUCAGGUCAAUGAUUGGAUAUGGGGUUAGGCCAAAUGCAUCGAGUUUGAGUAGUGCUCUACUGGGUUGUAGCAACCUGUCUGCGCUGCAAAUGGGUAGGCAAGUACAUCAGCUUCUCUAUAAGUUUGAAUUAUAUAAUGAUACAACUUCAGGAACUGCAUUGGUUAGUAUGUAUUGUAAGUGUGGGAAUUUGGAGGAUGCGAGGAAGUUUUUCAUUGAGAUGACACGAAAAGAUGUUGUUACUUGGAAUGCAAUGAUUGCUGGUUAUGCUCAACAUGGGGAAGGUUUAAAAGCUCUCAGUUUGUUUGACCAGAUGAGGAAUGAAGGAGUAAAACCAGAUUGGAUAACGUUUGUUUCUGUGUUAAUGGCUUGCAAUCAUGCAGGACUUGUAGAUCUUGGGGUUCAAUAUUUUGAUUCCAUGGCAAGACAGUAUCAAGUUGAAGCUAAGCCAGAGCACUAUACAUGCAUGGUAGACCUUCUUGGUCGUGCUGGUAAGCUAGUUGAAGCUGUAGCUUUGAUAAAGAAAAUGCCAUUUGAACCACAUUCUGCCAUUUUUGGAACUCUAUUGGGUGCCUGUCGGAUGCACAAGAACUUAGAAUUAGCUGAGUUUGCUGCCGAGAAAUUGCUUGAUCUUGAUCCAACGAGUGCAGCUGGUUAUGUUCAACUUGCUAAUGUUUAUGCUGCAACAAAUAGAUGGGACCUUGUUGGCAAAGUCAGGCGAUCGAUGAAAGAAAAUAGGGUCGUGAAGACACCUGGCUAUAGUUGGAUUGAGAUAAAGAGUGUAGUCCAUGAGUUCAGAUCAGGUGACAGGGCUCACCCAGAAUUGGCAUCUAUACAUGAAAAACUGUCUGAACUGGAUCAGAAAAUGAAGUUGGCAGGCUAUGUUCCAGAUCUUGAAUUUGCAUUACAUGAUGUUGGGGAAGAGCUGAAACAGCAGCUGCUAUUAUGGCACAGUGAAAAACUAGCAAUUGCUUUUGGGCUUAUACACGUGCCUUUAGGGAUGCCAAUUCGCAUUUUCAAAAACUUGAGAGUAUGUGGGGAUUGCCAUCAUGCAGUCAAGUAUAUAUCAGCAAUUGAGAAAAGAGAAAUCAUUCUCAGAGAUACUACAAGGUUCCAUCAUUUCAAAAAUGGGGUUUGUUCUUGUGGUGAUUACUGGUAGCAUACAAAAAACUGCUCCCCUGGAAGUCUUUUUCAAGUACAUUAGGAAGGUAAUAAGGAAAAAGAGGCUUGCAACAGAAAAGAAUCCGCUGAGUGAGAUCACCACUUGUCAUGCCAGUCAAGCUGGCAUGCCAGCUUUAGAUCUGAUUAAGUCUGCAAUCUUCUACUCAGAGUAGAAGCUAGUGUUGGAUCCAAAAAAACAAAGGCAAGCUAGUUAUGCUUCAGCAACAUUCUGUGUCCUCAAUGUUUCAUGCCAGUAGCUUGGGGACAUUCUAAUUCUUAUAUCGUGCAUCGGAUUCGUAAGGAUAGAACCACCUGAUCGUUGUAUUAUAAUUGACACACUCCUCUGCAAUUGUCGAUUGGCAUGAUAGAGCCACCACCAGUUUCUGGCAUACCAUAAUAACAUUGAAUGCUAAGGUUAGCGGUAUCACUCGUGAACACACAUGGGUUUGGCCUAACUCUGGUAUGCUGUUGAACAUCCAGGCCACUAUGCCUUCUUUUCCCAGAACUUCAAGGAUUCUAUUCGAGUUACACUUUCUCUAUGGCUCCUACGUGGAUAUGUUUGAGAUCACAUGGUCACAUGGUACAUUGGCAUACAAUUAUUCAGCACCUCACUCCAUCCUGGGAGCUUUGUUUUUCGGUUCACUAUUAGAAGUUUGGAACUAGAUUGGCCAAUGCUGACUGCAUUACUGUACUGAGAAUAUUGGUUACUUAACGCCGUUUCAGCUUUUGGUAAAUGAUAGCUUUCUUCCCCUAGGAUAGGCUUGAGACUGAUCAAUUUUGUAUAACGGUUGCAGCUUGCUUGCAAAUAGGAGAAAACUACAAGGGUUUCAGAAAUGAAGCCUAGCUUUGCCCGAUUGCAUUGUUCUCAUUUGUAUUACUUAUUAGAGGUCAAAUGUACUUUUAUUUGGUACACGUUAUACAAUUCGA
Rosa chinensis is the source of this 3110-nucleotide messenger RNA. Its product is annotated as pentatricopeptide repeat-containing protein At4g16835, mitochondrial. The record is from RefSeq and is a predicted model, not a curated record. Bases 157 to 2181 code for a protein of 674 amino acids. Gene Ontology annotation, biological process: RNA modification. NCBI's taxonomy places the organism in Eukaryota, Viridiplantae, Streptophyta, Magnoliopsida, Rosales, Rosaceae. Gene Ontology annotation, molecular function: RNA binding; zinc ion binding; protein binding. The transcript has a single exon.